Molecule: messenger RNA, 486 nt
Organism: Micromonas pusilla CCMP1545
Lineage: Eukaryota; Viridiplantae; Chlorophyta; Mamiellophyceae; Mamiellales; Mamiellaceae
Exons: 1
Coding region: 1-486 (161 amino acids)
Cellular component (GO): myosin II complex
Molecular function (GO): calcium ion binding
Source: RefSeq, a predicted model, not a curated record
AUGGUGCUCACCGAGAAGGUCGCCGGCGCGGGGCUGUCCGAGGAGCAGUGCGCGGAGUUCAAAGAAGCGUUCGCGAUCUUCGACAAGGACGGCGACGGGACGAUCACGAUCAAGGAGCUCGGCGUCGUCAUGCGGUCGCUGGGGCAGAAUCCGACGGAGAGCGAGCUCCAGGACAUGAUAAACGAGGUGGACGAGAGCGGCGACGGCGAGCUCGACUUUCCCGAGUUCCUCCUCCUCAUGUCGAACCGCAUGAAGGACAACGGCAGCGAGGACGAGCUCGUGGAGGCGUUCAAGGUGUUCGACCGCGACGGCGACGGGAGCGUCAGCGUGGACGAGCUCAUGACGAUCAUGACGAUGCUCGGCGAGAGGCUCACGAGGGAGGAGGUGGAGACGAUGAUCAGGGACGCGGACAAGGAUGAAGACGGGGAGCUCAACUUUGAAGAGUUCAAGUCCAUCUGGUUUAACAGCGUCGCGCUGAAUACCUGA